Molecule: messenger RNA, 3794 nt
Organism: Populus euphratica (Euphrates poplar)
Lineage: Eukaryota; Viridiplantae; Streptophyta; Magnoliopsida; Malpighiales; Salicaceae
Product: puromycin-sensitive aminopeptidase-like
Exons: 33
Coding region: 633-3578 (981 amino acids)
Biological process (GO): proteolysis
Cellular component (GO): chloroplast
Molecular function (GO): metallopeptidase activity; zinc ion binding
Source: RefSeq, a predicted model, not a curated record
GAAAAUCUUUUACUAUUUCCUUACAAAUCUGUGGGUUGGAGGCAGGUUGUGACACGACAGGCGUUGAAUGAUGAAGUUGCCUUUUUGAAAUGAAGGGUGUCUUACUAUUAGAAGGAUUUAUCGUUUAGUAUUAUAUUCACUAAAAAAUCUAUAAUUAGAAGAAUCUAGAUAAAAAAAUUAGCUGUCACUCCUAGCUCACUCUACUUAAAGCUUAAGCUGUCUGUCAUUUCAUUCUUGUUCUAUUUAGGUUUUGUUUAAAAAAAAAAAAUCACAAAUCCUCUGUUUUCUUUUCAUCAGAUCAUCAAAAAAACAUCUAGGUAAAUCUAUCUCCCCCUUUUCUCACAUUAGUUUCCAUUUUAUAUGCUUAUUAUUUUUAUUAGUUAUUAUAUGUACUUUUGAAGUUUUUCUCUCCAUAUUUUGAAUUAUCCUUUUAUCUAUAAGAACCCUGCCAGUGUGCGAGCGCUUCUGUUUUUGGGUUAGGGGUUGUAGGUUCCUUUUAGUGGGUUUUGGCCAUGUGGGUAGUUAUUACUUCGUCAUUCUUUGACUCUUUUAAUGGGUUUUAAUAGAUUUGAUCAUUAACUAAUAGAUUCAUUAUAGUAGUUUAUAUAGGGAUUUUUCUUGUCAGUUUUUAAAUGGCUAGAUUGAUUCUUCCAUGCAAAAGUUCCUGUCUUGCAAAGACCAGUCUCUUGGGUUUGAUCUCCUCUGCUCCUCUUCGAGCUACCGGCAGACCUAGUUGCUUUCGGAGUUCGGCAAGAAAUAUCUCGAAAUACAGAGGAUUCCUCAGUUCUGAGGUUGCCUUUCAAAGGAAGUGCCAGUUUUCGUACCCAGCAUUAUAUAGAGAUAAGCAACACAGAAGGAGGCUAAUUUGUGCAGUCGCCACAGAACCAUUACCCAAGCAAGUUGAAGAAUCCAAAAUGGACGCACCAAAAGAAAUCUUUCUCAAGGCUUACAAGUUGCCUGACUACUACUUUGAUUCGGUGGAUUUGACAUUUUUGCUGGGUGAUGAGAAAACAAUUGUUAGUUCAAAAAUAACUGUUUUACCCAGAGUUGAAGGUUCUUCUUCUCCGCUAGUUUUGGAUGGAGCAGACCUGAAGCUGCUUUCAGUUAAAGUCAAUGGUGAGGAACUGAAGAACAGAGAUUAUCAUUUGGAAUCACGCCAUUUAACAAUCCUAUCACCACCUUCUGGUAAAUUUACAUUGGAAAUUGUUACUGAGAUAUAUCCCCAGAAGAACACAUCAUUGGAGGGACUUUACAAGUCAUCUGGGAAUUUCUGCACUCAAUGUGAAGCAGAGGGUUUCCGCAAAAUUACAUAUUAUCAGGAUCGCCCCGAUAUAAUGGCAAAAUACACUGUCCGGAUUGAAGCUGAUAAAUCUUUGUACCCAGUAUUGCUAUCUAAUGGAAAUCUCUUGGAACAAGGAGACCUUGAGGGUGGUAAGCAUUAUGUUCUAUGGGAGGAUCCCUUCAAGAAACCUUGCUAUUUGUUUGCAUUGGUUGCUGGACAGCUGAAGAGCAGAGAUGACAUGUUUGUUACCCGUUCUGGUCGAAAUGUGUCGCUAAGAAUUUGGACCCCUGCACAAGAUGUACCCAAGACAGCACAUGCCAUGUAUUCACUUAAAGCAGCAAUGAAAUGGGAUGAGGAUGUUUUUGGUCUUGAAUAUGACCUAGAUCUCUUUAACAUUGUUGCUGUCCCUGAUUUUAACAUGGGAGCCAUGGAGAACAAAAGUUUGAAUAUUUUCAAUUCCAAGCUUGUUUUGGCAUCCCCAGAAACUGCUUCAGAUGCAGAUUAUGCUGCUAUUCUUGGGGUUAUUGGCCAUGAGUAUUUCCACAACUGGACAGGCAACAGGGUGACUUGUCGUGACUGGUUCCAGCUAAGUUUAAAGGAAGGUCUAACUGUAUUUCGUGAUCAGGAGUUUUCAUCUGAUAUGGGAAGCCGCACUGUGAAGAGGAUCUCUGAUGUUUCAAAACUUCGAAUUUCUCAGUUCCCACAGGAUGCCGGUCCUAUGGCUCAUCCAGUGCGACCACAUUCAUAUAUCAAGAUGGACAACUUCUACACAGUGACGGUGUAUGAAAAGGGAGCGGAAGUUGUCAGGAUGUACAAAACCUUAUUAGGGAGUCAAGGUUUCAGAAAGGGCAUGGAUCUUUAUUUUAAAAGACAUGAUGGUCAAGCUGUGACAUGUGAAGAUUUUUUUGCUGCCAUGCGAGAUGCAAACGAUGCAGAUUUUGCUAAUUUCUUACAAUGGUACUCCCAAGCUGGUACACCUCUGGUGAAAGUUACUUCAUCUUAUGAUGCUGAAGCUCAUACUUUCACCUUAAAGUUCAGUCAAGAAGUACCACCAACGCCAGGGCAACCAGUUAAAGAACCCAUGUUCAUUCCUGUGGUGUUAGGGCUGCUCGACACUAGUGGCAAGGACAUGCCACUCUCGUCUGUGUAUCAUGAUGGAGCAUUGAAGUCUAUUGCAAGUGACAGUCAACCAGCCUAUAGUACAAUUCUUAGAGUAACCAAGAAAGAGGAGGAAUUUGUUUUCUCUGAUAUACUUGAGCGGCCAGUACCUUCUCUAUUGCGGGGUUUCAGCGCUCCAAUCCGUCUUGAAUCUGAUCUCUCUGACAGUGAUCUGUUUUUCCUCCUUGCUCAUGAUUCAGACGAAUUCAACCGAUGGGAGGCUGGACAAGUCUUGGGUAGAAAACUGAUGCUCAGUUUAGUCGCUGAUUUCCAACAAGGGAAACCAUUGGUUCUGAACCCAAAGUUUGUGCAAGGGCUAAGAGGCAUUCUUUGUGACUCGAACUUGGAUGAGGAAUUUAUUGCAAAGGCAAUAACACUACCAGGUGAAGGAGAAAUAAUGGACAUGAUGGAAGUUGCAGAUCCUGAUGCUGUUCAUGCUGUUCGAACUUUCAUCAGGAAGCAGCUUGCAUCUGAACUGAAAGCAGAGUUUUUACGCACAGUCGAAAACAAUAGGAGCUCAGAAGAGUAUGUGUUUAACCAUCCUAACAUGGCUAGGCGUGCUCUAAAGAAUAUUGCCCUUGCAUAUCUUGCAUCACUUGAAGACCAGGAGUUAACUGAGCUUGCAUUGCAUGAGUACAAAACUGCCACAAAUAUGACCGAUCAACUUGCAGCUUUGGCAGCCAUAGCCCAAAAUCCUGGGAAAACUUGUGAUGAAGUACUUGCUGACUUCUACACCAAGUGGCAGGAUGAAUUUUUGGUUGUGAAUAAAUGGUUUGCCCUUCAAGCCAUGUCUGAUGUUCCUGGUAAUGUUGAGAAUGUUCGGAACCUCUUGAAUCAUCCAGCAUUUGAUCUGCGCAAUCCAAACAAGGUAUACUCACUCAUUGGAGGAUUCUGCAGCUCUCCCGUGAAUUUCCAUGCCAAGGACGGGUCAGGCUACAAGUUCUUGGGGGAGAUUGUGGUGCAACUGGACAAAAUUAAUCCUCAGGUGGCAUCCCGCAUGGUAUCAGCCUUCUCAAGAUGGAAACGCUAUGAUGAAACCCGGCAAAACCUUGCCAAGGCACAGCUGGAGAUGAUCGUGUCUGCCAAUGGACUGUCAGAGAACGUAUUUGAGAUCGCCUCAAAAAGUUUAGCUGCUUAAAUGCCUAAAAUUUGCAGGUUGCAGUUGUUUGCCAUCAGUGCUUGCGACGGUGAUGUGGGACAAUAAGUGUGUUUGGCACAUUUGCAAGAUCACCAUGAUAAGCAUGCUGUCCUCAUUAUGUCCCUUACAUGGAAGAGACAGGAUUCUGUAACUUUCAAUACAUCUUUGCAUGGAAUAUUUCGCAAAAUAAUACCGUGAUGAUGCUUUUAUCUUCUU